Messenger RNA from Acanthamoeba castellanii str. Neff, 3414 nucleotides. Its product is annotated as DNA gyrase/topoisomerase IV, A subunit. The coding region runs from base 1 to 3414 and encodes 1137 amino acids. Gene Ontology annotation, cellular component: nucleus. Gene Ontology annotation, molecular function: DNA topoisomerase type II (double strand cut, ATP-hydrolyzing) activity; ATP binding; DNA binding. Gene Ontology annotation, biological process: DNA topological change; resolution of meiotic recombination intermediates; sister chromatid segregation. The transcript has 20 exons. NCBI's taxonomy places the organism in Eukaryota, Discosea, Longamoebia, Acanthamoebidae. The record is from RefSeq and is a predicted model, not a curated record.
AUGUCACAAGUGGUGCUUCGCGGCCGGGGCGGUGCCGUUGGUGCUGCUUCUUCCGUGUCGGCGGGUCGAACUCCUGCCACCGCUGCAGCACUUCGCACUCCGGUUGCCACUGCCCAGCACCUUACUGUCCCUGCUUCCAGAUGGGGUGGCGAGUGGCGGGCCUGGCGUGUGUUGAGUCGCGUCGAGGGCCGAGGAGGAGGCAACGUCCACGGCAGCCUGCUGCGGCCUAACCAGAACCGGCGGUGGUUGCAUGUGAGCACCACACUGGCAGCGCGCGGACCUGGAGAGGAACCACCGGCCGCUGCCGGUGAGAAGGCCCUGGAGGAGGUCUACCAGCGCAAGACGCCGGUGGAGCACGUCCUUCUCCGGCCCGACAGCUACGAGCUCUGGGUGUUGUCGGCCCAGAGCGGCCACCCGAAGGCCGUGCUGCGCGAGUGUGGCUAUGUGCCGGCGCUCUACAAGAUAUUCGACGAGAUUCUUGUCAACGCAGCCGACAACAAGCAACGUGAUCCCAAUAUGACGACGAUCAAAGUGUGGAUAGACGCGGAACAAGGCAGCAUUCGCAUCCUCAACGACGGACAAGGCAUCCCGGUGCACGUGCACAAACAAGAGGGGCUCUACCUGCCGGAGCUCCUGUUCGGCCACCUGCUAACGGGUUCCAACUUUGAUGAUUCCGUGGCCAAAGUGACCGGUGGGCGAAACGGGUACGGUGCCAAGCUGGCCAACAUCUUCUCGAAGGAGUUCACGGUGGAGACGGUUGACUGCAAGCGCGGAUUCAAGUUCGUGCAAACAUGGCGCGACAACAUGAGCACUACCGAUGGCCCCCGCGUUUCACCGUUGACCCAACAGGAGCAGGAGGCGAAGGACUACACGGUGGUGACCUUCAAACCGGACCUGUCGCGAUUCGGUAUGCAGACGCUCAAAGAUGACGACAUUUUGUCGGUGAUGAACAUGCGUGUUUAUGACGUAGCCGGCUGCAACGAAACGCUGAAGGUGUACCUCAACGAACGUCCAUUGCCUGGUUCGUUCAAAGAUUACCUCAGUCUGUACUACGGCCCGGAGGUUGUAGAAGAAGCCUUUGUCUUCGACAAGAUCAACGAUCGCUGGCAGGUGGGCGUUGGCAUAUCCGAUUCGGGGCAGUUUUCGUCCAUCAGCUUUGUCAACAGUAUCAACACUCGAAGAGGUGGCACCCACGUCAACUACAUUGCGGACCAGGUUGUCAAAUAUGUGGUCGACAAGAUCAACAAGACCGACCCUGACCUCAAAGUGCAACCGGCCCACGUCAAGAACCACCUGACGGUUUUUGUCAACGCGUUGGUCGAGAACCCGUCGUUCGACUCGCAAACGAAGGAGACUCUCACGACGCGGCCUCGCAACUUCGGUUCGGAUUGCCAACUGAGCACCCAGCUCCUGGACAAUAUCUUGGAGAGGACGCGCAUCGUGGACACGGUGAGCCGCUGGAUGUACAUGAAGCAGAGUUCUGACCUGGCCAGGAAGGCGGCCUCCGGGCGCAGUGGCACUCGCAUCUACGGCAUUCCCAAGCUGGACGAUGCCAACUUGGCCGGCAGCGCCAACUCCAAGGACUGUACGCUGAUCCUGACCGAAGGAGACUCGGCCAAAUCGCUGGCGGUGGCCGGCCUGUCUAUUCUGGGCAGGGAUCACUACGGCGUGUAUCCGCUUAAGGGAAAGCUGCUCAACGUUCGCGAUGCUACUCAUCGCCAGCUACUGGAGAACAAAGAGAUCAACGAGAUAACAACCAUUCUCGGUCUUAACCACGAGCGCACCUACAGCGAUGCAGAGGCAACCGAUGCCGAACAAUCGGGCGAAGUGGCCAGCGACGGGCUUCGAUAUGGCAAGGUCAUGCUCAUGACCGAUCAGGAUCAUGAUGGUUCGCACAUCAAGGGCCUGUUCAUCAAUUUCCUCCAUCGAUUUUGGCCAUCGCUGCUGGAGAAGGGCUACGUCGAGGAGUUCAUAACGCCCAUCGUGAAGGCCACCAAGAAGGGCGCCGGCAACAAGAAAGAAGAGAAGGUGUUCUUCGCCAUCCCCGAGUAUCAGCGCUGGAAGGAGGAGCUGGACCCGGCCGAGAAGAGCAAGUGGCGGAUCAAGUACUACAAGGGACUGGGCACCAACACGACCGAGGAGGGCAAGGAGUACUUCAAGGCUCUGGGCAAGCACCGCAUCGGCUUCGAAUGGCAGGGCGAGCAGGACGGCCGACAGAUCGACAUGGCCUUCAGCAAGGACCAGGUCGAGCAACGCAAGCAGUGGCUGAUGGCCUUCUACGAGGAGCAGAAGCAACGAGUGGCCGACCACAACUACGACGUGCCGCUCUAUUCCGAGGAUCUGUUCAAGAAGGACGAGGAAGCCAGAAUGAUCUCCUACUCGGAUUUCAUCAACAAGGAGCUAGUCCUGUUCUCGAACGCGGAUAACAUCCGCAGCAUUCCGUCAGUCAUCGAUGGCCUCAAGCCUGGUCAGCGUAAGGUCUUGUAUGCGUGCUUCAAGCGGAAACUGCACAGCGAAAUGAAGGUGGCGCAGCUAGCCGGCUACGUGUCCGAGCAGACGGCCUACCACCACGGUGAAGCGUCGCUCCAUUCGACCAUCGUCCACAUGGCGCAAAACUUCCCGGGCUCCAACAACGUCCCCCUCCUCUAUCCGGCUGGGCAGUUCGGCACACGACUGCAGGGCGGGAAGGACGCCGCGAGCGCUCGCUACAUAUUUACUCGUCUGGACCCAGCGGCUCGCCUGCUGUUCCGGGAAGAGGAUGAUCACCUGCUCAACUACCUAGAUGAAGACGGGGAACAGGUGCAACCGCAAUACUUCGUCCCAGUCCUCCCCACCAUUCUGCUCAACGGCUGCGAAGGCUUGGCUGAGAUCAUGUGUCGUCGCUCUCGGGUCUACCAAGGCACGGGCUGGAGCACGCAGAUCCCGUCGUACAAUCCUCUGCAGAUCAUCGAAAACUUGCGGCGCAAGAUCGAAGGCAAAGAGAUGGAGAAGAUAGCGCCCUGGUAUCGCGGCCUGCAAGGUCCCAUUCUGCGAAAGAAGGGUUCGCCCAGCUACGUGUCCAUCGGCCUCGUCGAAAAGAUCAACCCCACGACGAUACGCAUCAGCGAUCUGCCAGCAAAGCGGUGGACUGCAACAUACAAAGAGUUCUUGGACCAAAUGGCCAAACCUCCGCGGCGUGGAAGGAGGGCUCUCAUCAAGGGCUUUAAGGAACACCACACGGAGAACAGUGUCGAUUUCCACGUCUACAUGACCAAGGAGCAAAUGGAGCUGGCGGAGAGCGUGGGGUUGGUGGAGCAUUUCAAGUUGUACAGCCAGAUCAGCCUCAACAACAUGCACCUCUUUGACAAGGACGGCAAGAUCCGUCGUUUCGAGUGCCCGCUCGAAAUUAUUGAUGAGUUCUUCCCUCUGAGGUAA